AUGCGCGUCAGCACUCGUAUUUUGCUUAAUUUUUUGGGCCAAAGCGUAUUUAACGGAAUAAACAGUUCCUCAGACAUAACACGGACGCGUGCUGAUGGUGAUCGACUACUCCUGUUUCCUACGUCACCGAGUAAUCGGCAAUCUUCCCUUUAUUUAGAAAAACGCCGGCACGGCACCCUGAUGAGCACAUCCCUUAGCGCGUACUUCCAAGAGGCAAAGAACGAAAUUUACAGUGCCAAUCGCAUCCGAAAGGCGCUUACUCACACGUAUGAAUGGAUAAACGGUCAUGUAUUCAGGAACUUUGAGUCAAAAUUCUUUCGAUUCGUCGGGACAGGCUGCUUUUACAUCUACAACACGUUCAUCUACCUGGUCGUGCCGGUGUACUACAUAUAUCGGACAGAAUGUUCGGACAAAGAACCUUCGCUCCUUUCUGCCAGGCAGGUAAAUUAAAUUUAAUUAUAGCGA
Vavraia culicis subsp. floridensis is the source of this 465-nucleotide messenger RNA. RefSeq lists its product as uncharacterized. The transcript has a single exon. The coding region runs from base 1 to 450 and encodes 149 amino acids. The record is from RefSeq and is a predicted model, not a curated record. Lineage: Eukaryota; Fungi; Microsporidia; Pleistophoridae.